Messenger RNA from Carlito syrichta (Philippine tarsier), 1566 nucleotides. Its product is annotated as HLA class I histocompatibility antigen, B-37 alpha chain-like. The transcript is spliced from 8 exons. Gene Ontology annotation, biological process: positive regulation of T cell mediated cytotoxicity; immune response; antigen processing and presentation of endogenous peptide antigen via MHC class I via ER pathway, TAP-independent. NCBI's taxonomy places the organism in Eukaryota, Metazoa, Chordata, Mammalia, Primates, Tarsiidae. The record is from RefSeq and is a predicted model, not a curated record. The coding region runs from base 51 to 1157 and encodes 368 amino acids. Gene Ontology annotation, cellular component: external side of plasma membrane. Gene Ontology annotation, molecular function: signaling receptor binding; peptide antigen binding.
AUAAAGUCCCCACGGCCCCGCCGGAACCUGGAGUCUCCUCUGACCCGAGGAUGCCGGCCACGGCGCCCCGCGCCCUCCUCCUGCUGCUCUGGGGGACCCUGGCCCUGACCGAGACCCGGGAGGGCUCCCACUCCCUGAGGUAUUUCGCCACCGCCGUGUCCCGGCCCGGCCGCGGGGAGCCCCGCUUCUUCGCCGUCGGCUACGUGGACGACACGCAGUUCGUGCGGUUCGACAGCGACGCGGAGGGUCCGAGGCUGGAGCCGCGGGCGCCGUGGAUGGAGCAGGAGGGGCCGGAGUAUUGGGACCGGAACACACGGAGCUGCAAGGCGGACACACAGACUUUCCGAGGGAACCUGCGGACCGCGCUCAGCGACUACAACCAGAGCGAGGCCGGGCCGCAUACCCUCCAGAGGCUAUCUGGCUGCGACGUGGGGCCGGACGGGCGCCUCCUCCGCGGGUACAGUCAGUUCGCCUACGACGGCGCCGACUACAUCGCCCUGAACGAGGACCGGCGCUCCUGGACGGCGGCGGACACGGCGGCUGGGACCAUCCAGCGCAAGUGGGAGGAGGCCCGUGAGGCGGAUCACUGGAAGGCCUACCUGGAGGGCCGGUGUGUGGAGUUGCUGCUCAGAUACCUGGAGAACGGGAAGGAGACGCUGCAGCGCGUCGAUCCCCCAAAGACGCACGUCACCCACCACCCCCACCCUGAUGGGGACGACGUCACCCUGCGGUGCUGGGCCCUGGGCUUCUACCCUUCAGAGAUCUCAUUGACCUGGCAGCGGGAUGGGGAGGACCAAACGCAGGACAUGGAGCUUGUGGAGACCAGGCCUUCAGGGGAAGGAACCUUCCAGAAGUGGGCAGCUGUGGUGGUGCCUUCUGGAGAGGAGCAGAGAUACACGUGCCAUGUGCAGCACGAGGGGCUGCCAGAGCCCCGCACCCUGAAGUGGGAGCCAUCUUCCCAGACCACCAUCCUCAUUGUGGGAAUUGUUGCUGGCCUGGUUGUCCUUGUAGUUGUGGUUACUGGAGCUGUGAUGUGGAGGAAGAAGAACUCAGGUGGAAAAGGAGGGAGCUACUCUCAGGCUGCAAGUGGUGACAGUAACCAGGGCUCUGAUGUGUCUCUCACGCUUGACCCAGCUGCCUUUUGGGGGACUGAGUGAUAGAAGUGAUAGAAGAUGUGUUCUCGCCUCCCUUUUGUGACUUCAUGAGCCUCUGACUUCUCUUUCUGCAAAGGACAUUUGAAUGGGUCUGCGUUCCUGUUAGGACAAUGUGAGGAGAAGACCAGCCCACCCCUGUGUCCACACUGACUCCCUUCACCGCCCUGACCUGUUGCCUUCCCUGAUCAUCUUCCCUGUUCCAGAGAGGUGGAGUGGGGACGUCUCCAUCCCUGUCUCUACUUCAUGGUGUGCUUAGCUCUAACUUCUUGCUUCCCUAACGAAAAUAGGAAUCUGAAUAUAAAUUGGUGUUUCAAAUUCUUGCCAUGAGAAGCUGAGGAGCUAAUUAAAGAAGGAGAUUUCUAAAAUUUGAGAGAGGAAAUAAAUGGAAGACCUGAGAACCUUCCAGAAUCCA